AUGGUUAAAGGCAAUACCGGCUACAUGGAACACUUCGUAGCGAACUGUGUAGCAAAAAUGCAAGUAGCAGCGGGGAAUUGUGCAUGGAACCAUGUUCAAGGUGUAAAUAAUCCUGCAGACCUGAUCUCGAAAGGAUUACUACCGCAACAAAUCCAUGAAAACCAGGUGUGGUGGGAGGGACCCUCUUGGCUGAAGCUGGAACAGGAAUGCUGGCCAAUCCAAGUUACAGAGAACUAUAAGGAUGAAGCAGAAGAAGAGAUACGAAGAUCUGUUGCGCACUGCGCAGCGCCGGAAAGAGAAAAUUUUGGAAGAUGGUACGUGGCGAAGUUUUCAUCGUUUACCGACAUGGUUCGUCGUACAGCAUAUCUGUUGCGAUUUAUAGCAAGGCUUAGGAACCCAAUACGAAGUCCGGAUGAUCCGACAUACCUUACAGCAGAAGAGGUGAAAAAGGCGGAAAUAGCUGUCAUACGAUGCGUGCAACGUGAGGAGUUCGAGCAAGAGUGGUCGUUAUUAUCAAAAAUGGAAUCGGUAGGAAGGAGCUCACCGCUUCGUUGGUUUAAUCCACAGUUGUUGAACGAUAACGUGAUUCGGGUCGGUGGAAGGUUAGAACAUUCACAGGAAGCGGAUGCAACUAAACACCCCUUUGUAUUACCGGCAAGGCAUCCGCUGACUAAGUUAGUAUUUCAGCAUUAUCAUCACAAACUGUUGCACGCAGGCCCUCAACUGCUUCUAGCAACGGUUAGGCAACGUUACUGGCCAUUAGGAGGCAGGAAUGUAGCGCGUAAGGUUGUGCAUGAGUGCUUACGCUGCUUCCGGACAAAACCAAACCCAGUUGAGCAGUUUAUGGGUGAACUGCCAGCAGCGCGUGUUACAGUAGCUCGACCCUUCUCGAAGACGGGUGUUGACUACUUCGGACCUGUCUACUUCCGACCAGGUCCACGCAGAACCGCAGUGAAAGCGUAUGUAGCGCUGUUCGUUUGUAUGUGCACGAAGGCAGUUCAUCUAGAGCUGGUGACUGACCUUAGCACAGACCGUUUCCUGCAGGCAUUUAGAAGAUUUAUUGCGAGGCGAGGACGAUGUACGGAUGUGUACUCCGACAACGGGACCAAUUUUGUUGGAGCUCGGAACCAACUAAAGAAGCUCUUCGAGCUUCUACGCAGCGAAGAUCACCGGAAGCGGAUAAUGAAGGAUUGUUCAGAGGAUGGUAUAAAUUGGCAUUUUAUUCCGCCCAAAGCCCCACAUUUUGGAGGCCUUUGGGAAGCGGCCGUUCGUUCAGCGAAGCUACACCUACUGAAGGUCUUAGGAGAAGUCGUCGUUUCUUACGAAGAUUUGUGCACGCUUUUAGCUCAGGUGGAGUCGUGUCUAAAUUCUAGGCCACUGACUCCCAUGUCAGAUGACCCAACGGACCUGGAAGCAUUAACUCCCGGUCAUUUUCUUAUUGGAGCAUCAUUACACCAGAUUCCAGAUCCAGAUUAUUCUGAGGUUCCUAUGAACCGGUUGGAGAAGCACCAACUAAUCCAACAAAAACUGCAGCUGUUCUGGAAACGAUGGAGAACGGAAUAUCUUUCCCAGAUGCAAGGAAGGGUUAAGCGGUGGAAGCUUGCUGUUCCUAUAACCGUAGGAAAACUCGUCGUCGUCAGGGAAGACAACACGCCCCCAUUACAGUGGAAAUUGGGACGGAUUCAGGAGGCUCAUCCGGGGGCCGACGGCGUAGUUAGGGUUGUAACACUGAAAACCGCGUCCGGUUUGGCCAAGCGCGCAGUUGAGAAACUUUGCAUUUUGCCCCAUCGUGCCAACCAUCUGAGAAGGAGGCGUAGUUAA
Armigeres subalbatus is the source of this 1821-nucleotide messenger RNA. RefSeq lists its product as uncharacterized. The coding region runs from base 1 to 1821 and encodes 606 amino acids. Gene Ontology annotation, biological process: DNA integration. The record is from RefSeq and is a predicted model, not a curated record. The transcript has a single exon. Gene Ontology annotation, molecular function: nucleic acid binding. Lineage: Eukaryota; Metazoa; Arthropoda; Insecta; Diptera; Culicidae.